Bufo gargarizans (Asiatic toad) is the source of this 597-nucleotide messenger RNA. Its product is annotated as protein kinase C delta type-like. The coding region runs from base 54 to 389 and encodes 111 amino acids. Gene Ontology annotation, biological process: protein phosphorylation. The record is from RefSeq and is a predicted model, not a curated record. Gene Ontology annotation, molecular function: ATP binding; protein serine/threonine kinase activity. Lineage: Eukaryota; Metazoa; Chordata; Amphibia; Anura; Bufonidae. The transcript is spliced from 3 exons.
AGGAGUACAACGCCGGAGUAGACUGGUAUUCUUUCGGUGUCAUCUUGAAAGAAAUGGUUACCAGUGAUUGUGCGUACCAUCAGACAAUCGAUGAUGCAUCCUCCGGCAUUAAGAACAUCAUUAGAAAGCUCCUUCGGAAAGAUCCUGCCAGACGCUUAGGAGUUAAUGGUAACAUCAGAAAGCACCGAUUCUUCCAGCGUAUGGACUGGGUCUCUGUGGAAGCCCUAGAGUUGCCUCCACCAUACACACCUGAGCCAACUGAACCUCAUCAUCGUCCUAGACCAUUCCACCUGGACAAACUGGAGGCAGCAGAGGUCAGAACACCUAUUUCAGCAGCGGACCAGGCCUUGUUCGAGGGAUUUUCUUUUUGUCAACUUGGAAACCCUUGAUGAAACACCAGCUCCAUAGUCACCAGAGCAAGCUGCCCCCCCUGAGCCUCUGGAAGAGGAAGAUCAAGUGAAGAAGAGAAGGCUGGACAUCACUGCAGAGAUCUACAAGCAAGUCCUGCAGGAAUGAAGAGGAGGAGAAUGAAGCACCUUGCUGCGUCUGGCCCCACAUUCCAGAAGAAAGAAGAAUCCUAAGAAGAACAAAGGCAAG